AUGGGACGCCGCAGCUCAGGUGGAGGUUUCCGCAGCGCACCACGGGCCAAAACCCCUGCUCCCAAGCCAGCAACAAAAACAUCUGCUCCGGUGCCGGCGGCCCAGGGAGGCGGCGCUCCGACCUCCAUCAUCGGAACUGUCGGAUCUGCCAUCGCUGACGGGAUUGGUUGGGGCGUCGGGAUUAGCAUGGCGCACAGGGCGCUAGACUCUGUGUUGGGUCCGCGCACCAUCAGGGUCGUCGAAGGACACGAAUCUCCGGCUGCUACCGAUGCUGCAUCUCCUGCUCCUUUGGAUGCGUGCAACAUCCACAACAAGGCCUUCGGUGAUUGCAUCAACCAGAACGGGAGCGACAUCAGCAGGUGCCAGUUCUACCUCGACAUGCUCAACCAGUGCCGCCGCGAAGGAGGUGCAGGAGCAUCCACCAUCGUUUAGAAUCGUUUUUCGUUUAGUUGCAUGUAGUUUCAGUCCGCAUCUGUCGAUAAUGAUGAUGAUGAUAGUUAAUUAUUGUGACAAGGAGGAGGACCAGCCGCCACCAUUGCUUAGGCUUGUA
Molecule: messenger RNA, 550 nt
Organism: Lolium rigidum
Lineage: Eukaryota; Viridiplantae; Streptophyta; Magnoliopsida; Poales; Poaceae
Exons: 5
Coding region: 1-432 (143 amino acids)
Biological process (GO): mitochondrion organization
Cellular component (GO): mitochondrion; nucleus
Source: RefSeq, a predicted model, not a curated record